AGAUAACAUGGAAAAGCAGUGUUGUCACAACUCAUAAAAGUAGAGGCAAGACAAACCUUGGCGCACUUUAGCAACCGCAUUCCUACUAAAAUACGCCACUCUUCCUCUACCCUGUUUCCCUCCACCAUCCCUUCCCUCUCCUUCAAGUCUCUUAUCGUUUUCAAUCACACAGUGAUUACACUCUCAAAACACGCACAUAAAUACCAUUCGAUCGAGGUUUACGGAGUUUUACCGAAGAAAAGUAGCGAGCGAAUGUGCAGUGAAGUUGAACAAUGGCGGUGUUGUCACCUUCUCUGCAAGGCAGUUUCUCUGCCACUUCUUCUAAGUUUCCCGUUGUGAGGUCCAGUUUGUUUAAGCAAAGGUCAUUCAGAUGCCAAAAGAGGGGUCAUUCUGCAUGGAUCAUCAGAGCGGUAAUGAACAAAGAAUCGAGCAUCAACGAUGACGAGGCAAUAGAACCCACAAGGAUUCUUCUAGAAAGACUCUUUGUCCAAACACAGAAGCUCGAAGAGAAAAUCGGUAAAGAUUUGAAUCUACCUCAGGAUAUCCAGUUGGAACUGAAUCUUGGAACGCUGGAAUCAGAUCUUCAGGAAGCCCUAACUGUUUUAAGAAAAAAAGUUGAAAAUUUAGAAGACGCUGAAAACAAAUUGCUCUCAGAAUAUCGUGAACUAAGAGAAGCAAAAGAGGACUUGCGUAAACGGGAAGCAGUUAUAGAAUCCACAUUAUUGAGGCAGGAGAUGCUUGAAAAUGAGCUAAAACAAGCUAAUCUUGAUUUGGCAUUUCAAGCAACCGAAAUCGAGAAUCUAAAACUUCAACUUGAAAAGCAAGAUAAGGAGAUAACUGCAGCCCAAUCGGCACUUGUAUUGAAACAAAACGAGAUCGAUGUCAUGGUCAACGAGUUGAGAUUAAAGACUGAAGAAGACGCAAAUAUCGAAUCCGAGCUUAGGUUAAAAAACCAGCUUUUGGUCGAGACUAAAGAAAUAGUGAAUAAACAAACACUCGAGAUUGAAGAACUGAAGAAAGCUGUUGAGGAGAAAGAUGAAGAAGUACGAAUUGCUAUGGCGCUUUUUGAAAUUGAAGAAGAGAAGCUGAAAGUUGUUGAGGGAAAUUUGGAAAAACAAACGUUGGAUUGGCUUUUAGCUCAUGAAGAAUUGAAGAAUUUAGCAGAUGAAGAAUCUGAACGUGCAGUUGACCAUAACAAAAAUUUACAAGAAUUUACGAGAGUGAAAAAGCUACUUGCUGACGUGAGGUUAGAGUUGGUAUCGUCGCAGGAAUCUCUAACUUUAUCUAGAAAAAAAAUGGAAGAUCAACAAGAGGUUCUCGAAAAGAAGCUUUUAGAACUUGAAGAAUAUCGAGAAUGCUUGAAUUCAUAUGUUAAAAGUCUUGGAGAUGCUGAGGUGGAAGUUGAAAGUGAAAGAGCUAAGCUUAGAUUAGCAGAGGCUCGGAAUCAAGAACUUAAACGGGAUUUAUCGAUUGAGAAAGACGUAAUCAAGGAGUUACAGAAUCAACUGAAUGAGGAAAAACGGUCUUUGUUACAAGCAACUGAAGAAUUGUCGGUUCUUAGAGACGAACUGGACCGGAAAACAUCAGAAUACAAGUCAAUGCGAAACGCUCUCGAGUCUAAAGAGUCUCAACUUGUGGAAGCAAAAUUAGAGAUUCAACAGUUAAAAUCCAAGCAGGCGUUUCUCGAGGUAAUGUUGAUGGAGAAAGAAUCCGAACUAUCUCAAUCACAAGAAAUGUUGAGUGAAGUGAAUCAAGAAAUCUUGAAUCUAAAAGCGCUUCUAAGCGAUAGAGAAACCGAACUUACCGAAACUACAACAAUGCUAAAAGAAAAAGACAAACUGGUUGAAAAGAUCCAGCAUGACCGAAACGAGUCAAAUUUGAAGUAUGUUGAAGCCACAACCGUUGUAGAACGGAUUUUCGAGCUUACAAACAAAGUCGUGAGUAGUAUUGAACACGAAGGCAGAAUUUUAUCCAAAGAGAAACAGCUUGAAACCGAACUUGAUUUGAUCAUGGAAACAUUAAGGUCACGGGAAAUGGAAGUUUUACAGACCCGAAGAGCACUUACAGUCAAAGAAAACGAGCUUAAAAUGGCUCUGGAUAAACUAAACGAACGUGAGAACGAGAUGAAGGAAAUGAAGCAAGAACUGACAAAAGAUGCUGAUGACUUGAGGAAGCUUUACGAAAUGGUGCAAGAGAGAAUCGGUGACAAAAGCAUCGGUGAAUUGGCAAUUGAAAAGCUGGAACUAGAAGCUGCUCAACUUGAAGUUGAAGCUGCAACAAGUGCUCUUGAGAAACUUACCGAGAUGAGUCGGGAGCUUGUACGUACAACUAGUUUACUUAUCGAUGCUGAUUAUGAUCUUGAUGUUUCAACAAAAAACAUUCCCGAAAGGGAGGUUCCCGUUGUUGAAAACGGGUGUUUCGCAGAACUGAAAACCGAAGUUGCGCGGCUCUCAGAUUUCACUCAAAAGCUUAUACAAGAUGCUGGAAUCGCUGGGAACUCCGGUGAUGUUUGCGGGUAAGUUCUCAUUCAUGGUGUUGUAGAUGUAUCACCAAGUGUUCGGUGUUUGUAUUGCUAGAAACUGCAUUUAGUACGCAUGUUAACUGUACAUCGAACCUGUUACCUAUCUUUUAGAUGUGACAGAAAUGGCAGUGAGAUAAUGAAUUAAAAUGGCGUUUUGUCAAGACAAUGUAAUAUGUCGGGGUCCAAAAUUCCCAUAUUUUUUUCAGUUUGUGUUUAAAUGUAUUAAAUGUGAUUAUAACAUCUAUAUAACACGAUUUACGAAA
Helianthus annuus (common sunflower) is the source of this 2784-nucleotide messenger RNA. Its product is annotated as putative leucine-rich repeat-containing protein DDB_G0290503. Bases 273 to 2519 code for a protein of 748 amino acids. The transcript has 2 exons. Gene Ontology annotation, biological process: reciprocal meiotic recombination. The record is from RefSeq and is a predicted model, not a curated record. NCBI's taxonomy places the organism in Eukaryota, Viridiplantae, Streptophyta, Magnoliopsida, Asterales, Asteraceae.